UAGAUUUGUACUUUAGCUAAGAACUGAGAAAAGUCACCAUAGGAGUUGGGAGAAGAUGGGAAGAAUUUCAAGGACCAGGAGUUACGCAAUUGCCUCUUCAAUGCAAGAUAACCAAAACCAACCACCUUUCGUUACAUGCACCACUUUUAACAUUCUUGCACCAAUAUACAAGCGUCUCAACCAUGAGGAUCAGAAUUGCCGUGAAAGUGACUUCAAAGCAUGCUGGUUGGCCAGGAAUCAAAGGAUAUUGGAUUGGUUGUUGUAUGAGAGAUCUUCCAUAAUCUGUCUUCAGGAAUUUUGGAUUGGAAACGAAGAGCUUGUUGAUUUGUAUGACAAGAGACUUGGUGAUACUGGUUAUAUUAAUUUCAAGCUUGCAAGGACCAACAAUCGUGGUGAUGGUCUUCUGAUAGCAGUGCAAAAGGAAUAUUUCACAGUUGUUAACUAUAAAGAGUUGCACUUUAAUGAUUGUAGUGAUCGAGUAGCUCAACUGUUACACGUUGAGUUAGCUUUUCCCUUUUCACAGUGUCAAAACAGUGAUGUUAGGCACGAAAUUCUGAUUGUCAACACUCACCUACUGUUUCCUCAUGAUCCGAGUCUUUGCCUUGUACGACUGCAUCAAGUCUAUAAGUUACUUCAAUAUAUCGAAUCUUAUCAGAAUGAGCACCAACUUAAGCCUUUGCCGAUCAUAUUAUGCGGUGACUGGAAUGGAAGCAAAAGGGGACAUGUUUACAAGUUCCUGAGGUCUCAGGGGUUUGUAUCAUCAUAUGAUAUUGCACAUCAUUACACUGAUGCUGAUGCUCACAAGUGGGUUAGCCACCACAAUCAUCUUGGAAACGUAUGUGCUGUUGAUUUUAUAUGGCUUCUUAACCCUGACAAAUAUCAAAAACUACUUCAAACAAGUUGGAGUGAAGCACUAUUUAGCAUGUUUAAGUAUCUAUUGCGAAGAGAUUCACUGACAGAGAGAGAUGCAUUUGUUUUUCUAAAGGUUGACAAGGAAGAUUGUAUUACCUAUUCUAGUUUCUGUGCAGCACUUAGACGGCUUAAUUUAAUUGGUCAUUGUCAUGGGUUAAGUGUCGAAGAGACGAAGGACUUGUGGGUUCAAGCAGAGAUAAAUGGAAAUGGUGUUAUUGAUUAUAAAGGAUAUCUGCAGCAAAUCUGGAAUCCAACAGGAUCAGAUCAAAGAGAUGACAAAAAUGGGCAACAUGAUGAUGAGGCAGAUGGUAGUGAAACAAUUGGUUUUAAUGUAAAAAAUGCAGUUCUUUUCCCCCCAGAGGUGGAAAAAGGUAGAUGGCCUGAAGACUACUCUCUCUCUGAUCAUGCAACACUCACUGUAGUGUUCUCACCCAUAAGAAUGCUAUGCCACACUACAAAAUAA
Messenger RNA from Vigna angularis (adzuki bean), 1375 nucleotides. RefSeq lists its product as uncharacterized. NCBI's taxonomy places the organism in Eukaryota, Viridiplantae, Streptophyta, Magnoliopsida, Fabales, Fabaceae. The transcript is spliced from 10 exons. Bases 56 to 1375 code for a protein of 439 amino acids. The record is from RefSeq and is a predicted model, not a curated record. Gene Ontology annotation, molecular function: 3'-5'-RNA exonuclease activity.